Molecule: messenger RNA, 2838 nt
Organism: Durio zibethinus
Lineage: Eukaryota; Viridiplantae; Streptophyta; Magnoliopsida; Malvales; Malvaceae
Source: RefSeq, a predicted model, not a curated record
AUGGCGGUCGAUGAUUGGAGAACGGCGGUGACGGUGACAAUUGGACGGCCUCCAGCUCUGUUUGUAACUGGCUUGGUGUUUCUUGUGGUGUCAGACAUGGAAGGGAACAAUUUCUAUGGCAAUCUACCCCAAGAAUUGGGGCAACUACAUCGUUUGAGGCUCAUUCAUUUAAGCUUUAAUGGCAUUAAUGGGGGAAUUCCAUCAUGGCUUGGGAAAUUACAUCGAGUUGAAAACUUGAAAAUGAGUAAUAAUAAUUUUACAGGAACAAUUCCUCAAACACUUGUUAAUAUGUCCAACCUAGAGACCUUAGGCUUGGGACACAAUCAACUAUCCGGUCAGAUUCCAUCGUCCAUCUUCAAGAUUUCCUCUUUGAAAGAGAUUUAUCUCCAAGAUAAUAGUCUUUCUGGUAGUUUACCAGAUGAUUUAUGUGUCCAUCUUCCUAAACUUGAAGUACUUUACUUGUACAUAAAUGAAUUAUCCGGUUAUAUUCCAUCAAGUAUAGGCAGAUGCAGCAAGCUUCAAAAAUUGGCAUUGUCCAUUAAUCAAUUCAAUGGGUUCAUUCCAAGAAAUAUUGGAAAUUUGACACAACUCAAAGAAGUAUAUUUGGGUGUAAAUAACUUAGAAGGUGAAAUUCCUAAGGAAAUUGGUAAUCUUUUUAGUUUAGAGGUGUUAAGUGCAGCAUAUAAUGGCCUUACUGGUCCGAUUCCAGCUUCCAUCUUCAACAUUUCUUCUCUGACCACUGUUGCUCUAGAAAGCAAUCGUUUAUCAGGUAGAUUGCCUGAUAUGUGUCAUUAUCUUCCUCACCUUGAGUUUUUUUACUUGCGUAAGAAUCGAUUAUCUGGUAAUAUUCCAUCAAGUAUAGACAAAUGCUACAACCUGCAGUAUUUGGCAUUAAAUAUAAAUCAAUUCACCGGGCUCAUUCCAAAAAGCAUCGGGAAUUUAACCAUGCUCAAAGAAGUAUAUCUUAAUGGAAACAGAUUGGAAGGUGAAAUUCCUGAGGAAAUUGGUAAUCUAUUUAAUUUAGAGGUGUUAUAUGCAAGAGAUAUGGGCCUUACUGGUCAGAUUCCAGCUUCCAUCUUCAACAUUUCUUCUCUGACCAAGGUUUCUCUAGGAAACAAUAGUUUAUCAGGUAACUUACCACUCAUGACCAAUUUUCCAAAACUUGAAACACUCAUUCUGGAGGGAAAUAAUCUUACCGGAAACAUUCUCAAUUCUAUCUCCAAUGCUUCCAUGCUCAAGGUGCUUGCAUUACAAGAUAACUCCUUCUCAGGCCUUAUUCCAAAUACUCUUGGCAACUUAAGACGCCUUGAAUGGUUCCAAAUUGGGAACAAUCAUUUUACCACAGAACCUGCUACUCACAAGUGGAGCUUUCUCUCUUCUUUGGUAAAUUGCAAGAAUUUGAGACUUAUAGAUGUUUCACAAAUUCCAUUGAAUGGCAUUCUUCCAACUUAUAUUGGGAAUCUUUCCACAACUCUUCAACAACUUUUAGCUUUUGAUUGUGAGCUUCAAGGUAAUAUUCCAUUGGAAGUCGCUAACUUAAGCAACAUGUUUCUUUUAGACCUUAGCUAUAACAAAAUAAGUGGAUCUAUUCCAGCGACAAUAGGAGGACUACGAAAUGUCCAAAGUGUGACUCUUGAGACUAAUGAGUUACAAGGGCCCAUCCCUGAAAAAAUCUGUGGUUUGGAGAGAUUAUAUGCAUUGAAAUUAUCUUUUAAUAAGCUCAAUGGACCUAUGCCUACUUGUUUGGGUAAUUUGACUUCUUUACGAAAUCUUUACUUGGGAUCCAACAAAUUGAGUUAUGCAAUACCUUCAACCUUGUGGAGCCUUAAAGAUAUUUUAGAAGUAGAUUUGUCGUCAAACUACUUUAGCAGCUCACAUCCACUUGAUAUCGGAUAUUUAAGGGCACUAAUGUAUUUGAAUUUGUCAAAGAAUCUACUAAUGAGUGAUAUCUUGUCUUCAAUUGGGGGCAUUGAAACAUUGGUUUCUUUAGAUUUAUCUAAUAACAAGUUUCAUGGUCAUAUUCCUGAAUCAUUUGGUGGCUUGAUUAGUUUGGAAUUCUUGGAUUUAUCCAAUAACAAUCUCUCUGGAGUUAUUCCCAAAACUUUGGAAAAGCUUUUGAAUCUAAAAUAUUUUAAUGUGUCCUACAACAGAUUGGAAGGAGAAAUCCCCACUGGAAGAUGUUUUCAAAACUUUUCCAGUAGAUCAUUCAUGAAAAAUUAUGCACUUUGCGGUCCAUCUAGACUGCUAGUCCCACCUUGCAAGAGAAAACGCCAAAGUAGGAGUAUAACUCUACCUGUUAAGGAAGAUUUGUUAUCUUUGAAAACAUGGAGAAGAAUUUCAUAUGCAGAACUUUCACAAGCAACUGAUGGAUUUGGAGAAUGUAACUUUCUUGGUUCAGGGAGUUUUGGAUCUGUAUAUAAAGGGAGGCUUUCAGAUGGGAUGAAUGUUGCAAUAAAAGUUUUCAAUUUGCAGAUAGAGGGAGCAUUUAGGAGUUUCGACACUGAAUGUGAAGCUAUGCGUAAUAUGAUACAUCGCAAUCUUGUCGAGGUCGUUACUUGCUGCUCCAAUGUGGACUUCAAAGCCUUGGUGCUUGACAUGCCUAAUGGAAGUCUUGAAAAAUGGUUACAUUCUGAGCACUAUUUUCUUGAUAUCUUACAAAGGAUCAAUAUAAUGAUAGAUGUUGCAUCAGCUCUAGAAUACCUCCAUGCUGGACAACCAACUCCGAUAAUCCAUUGUGACCUAAAGCCAAGUAAUAUUCUGCUAGAUGAAGACAUGGUUGUGCAUUUGGGAGAUUUUGGCAUUGCCAAACUAUUAGAAGAAGAUGAUUUCAUGCGAUAA